Molecule: messenger RNA, 1296 nt
Organism: Ogataea parapolymorpha DL-1
Lineage: Eukaryota; Fungi; Ascomycota; Pichiomycetes; Pichiales; Pichiaceae
Product: Subunit of cleavage factor I
Exons: 1
Coding region: 1-1296 (431 amino acids)
Molecular function (GO): RNA binding
Source: RefSeq, a predicted model, not a curated record
AUGACGAAUUCCGACGACGAGGCUCUUUUUGACGACAUCUACGACGACGAUAAGGAGGAAGUGAAGCAGGAGCAGCAGGAGACGGCGCCAAAGACGGGCGAGACCGCGUCGGAGCCUGCCAACCCGGCCGCACAGGACGGUUCGUCUGGAGCAGGCGAAACGGCACCAGUCGCUGCUGCGGCGCCGGCGCAAGCGCCAGUGCAGGUUUCAGGGCAGUUCCCGGUGAUGCACGCGCCGCCACCAAUGACAGUGGGCGGCCCAGGCCAAAGACAAUUCCAAGACACGGUGCGAGCCGAUAUCCAGUCGAAGGACCAGGGCAAGAUGUUUAUUGGUGGCUUGAACUGGGAAACGACCGAGGAGAGCAUGAAGAACUACUUCUCGCAGUUUGGCGACGUGAUCGACCUGACUAUCAUGAAGGAUAACGCGACAGGACGGUCGCGCGGAUUUGGCUUUUUGACAUUUGCUAGUUCAAGUAGUGUUGACGAGGUUUUAAAAAAAACACACGUUCUAGACGGCAAGCUUAUCGACCCUAAAAGAGCCAUCCCGAAAGAGGAGCAAGACAAGACAGGCAAGAUUUUUGUCGGCGGCGUGGCUCCAGAGGUCACCGAGGCCGAAUUUACGGAAUAUUUCCAACAGUUUGGUAACAUUAUUGACUCGCAACUGAUGCUCGAUAAGGACACUGGCCGGUCCCGAGGAUACGGAUUUGUGACGUACGAUUCUCCCGAUGCCGUUGAUAGAGUGACCCAGAAUAAGUACGUGCUAUUUCACGGUAAAAACAUGGAAAUCAAGCGGGCAGAGCCUCGUAACCAGCAGAAGGCCGGCUCUUCCUACUCCAACAUCGGCCAGCCGCAGCAGACGUAUACACAGAUGGCCCAGAUGCAGCAGUAUUGGCAGCAGAUGCAACAGAUGCAACAGUACUGGAUGCAAAUGCAGCAGGUCCAGCAGCAGGGCGGCGACGUUUCGCAGGCCAUGCAGCAGAUGAUGCAACAGUACGGCCAAACGAUGCCUGGCGGCGACGAGCAGCAGAACGGGGCCGACGACGCCAAGGACGCCGGCGACGAGGUGCCUAAUCCGCAGGAGCAAACCACGAACCUGCCUUCUGGGCCCCGCGGCGGCGUGAGACACGGCGGACGGCCACGCGGGCCUAAGGACUCGCGUGACUUCCGUGGCCGAGGCGACCGGGGCGACAGGGGUGACAGAGGCGAUAGGGGCGACAGGGGCGGAAGAAGUGGCGGCGGCGGUGGUGGUGGCCACAGAGGCCGUGGAAGACGCGGCUACCACCCUUACAACAGAUAG